GUUGUACAAAGUCCGCUCUCGUUUUCGACGAGACUAGCAGAUGAUAUGCACAUAACUAAAUAUAAAAUACUUCAGACCUAAUUCACUUUGUGAUUUUUUUGAUCAGUUAAGUUGUGACAAAAUGUCAGAACUAAGACACAGAGUGAAAGAUGGAGAUGUUAGCAGUUCAGACGAGAAGCCUCCACCUCAGAGUAACCCUGAAUCAGAAGAUGAUGAGCUGCCACCUGGUGCUGACCUGAGUACAACACGGCAGUUGUCACAAUCAUCAGACAAAACAACUGAAGCUUUAGAUUCCGCUCUUAAAAGUCUCAACCCAAGAUGGAGAAAUUGGAUUAUAAGAGGAAUCUUCUCCUGGGCGAUGAUUUUCUUCUUCUUUUUAAUCAUCUAUUUAGGACCACUGGCAUUGGUUAUUGUUACACUGAUGGUACAGAUCAAAUGUUUCCAUGAGAUUAUUACAAUCGGGUAUAUUGUUUACAAGUCAUUUAACUUACCAUGGUUCCGUAUGUUGAGUUGGUAUUUCCUGUUUACGUCUAAUUAUUUUUUCUACGGAGAAAGUCUCAUUCAGUACUUUGGGGUUCUGCUUCAGCGUACAGAAUUUUUACGUCCCUUAGUAUCGUACCACAGAUUUAUAUCCUUUUCCUUGUACGUGGCUGGCUUUGUUGGUUUUGUUGUCAGCUUGAAGAAGAAGCACUACUUAAAACAGUUCACCUUGUUUGGUUGGACACACGUAACCUUACUUAUAGUGGUCACACAGUCACACUUAAUUAUACAGAAUGUUUUUGAGGGUCUCAUUUGGCUUUUAGUCCCAGUUUCCAUGAUCAUUUGUAAUGACAUCAUGGCGUACAUGUUUGGAUUUUUCUUUGGUAAAACACCGCUGAUCAAACUGUCUCCUAAGAAAACAUGGGAAGGAUUUAUUGGUGGUGCUUUGUCUACAGUAGUGUUUGGACUUGCAUUGUCCUAUUUUCUGGUGCAAUUUGAUUAUUUUGUUUGUCCGAUUUCUUACGAUGAUGUAAAUAACAAGAUAUCGUACGAGUGUGAGAGACAUCCCGUGUUUAUAUUAACAGAAGUCAAUCUGCCAACAGUAGCACAGAAGAUAUUCAGUGUAUUUGGUAUCCCCUGGAAGACUAUCACACUAUAUCCAUUCAUGUUACAUUCUAUCAGUAUGUCACUGUUUGCCUCAGUCAUUGGACCAUUUGGAGGAUUCUUUGCCAGUGGAUUCAAAAGAGCAUUUAAAAUCAAAGAUUUUGGAGACACAAUCCCAGGACAUGGUGGUAUCAUGGACAGAUUUGACUGUCAGUUCCUCAUGGCUACAUUUGUUCAUGUCUACUACACUAGUUUUAUCAGAGCACCUAACCCCCAGAAGAUCUUACAGAGUAUUUGGUUACUGACAACAGAGGAACAGAUUCAGAUAUAUAAUACACUGAGAGAGAAAUUAACACUGAGGGGACUCAUUCUCGACAGGGCCACAAAUACGUAACACCAUUUUCAACUAAAUUUUAGAAGAUUUUAGAUCAAUUUUGUAAUUUGUUUUAGAAAUAUAUAGCAAUAUUUGUUACUAGUUUUAUGAAUGUUUUAUCCUGAAGGUACAUGUGAUAUGAAUGGGGGUCCAGAAGAGGUGAAUGCUUCAUAUUUUAUCGUUAUUUAUUAUGGGUGUACAUUUUUUUAUCAUUUUCAGUAAUGAAAGAACUUGUGAUCAUAUGAUUGGUUUAGAUAUUUGCUAAUUGUGUAUAUUAUAUGUAUAUGUGUAAAUUUUAAAAACAAAUUGAAGUUUUGCGGAUGUUUAUCACUAUGAUAUGGUUUAAGUGUAUCUGAAUUUUCAGAAUUAAGACCCU
Molecule: messenger RNA, 1832 nt
Organism: Mytilus trossulus (common blue mussel)
Lineage: Eukaryota; Metazoa; Mollusca; Bivalvia; Mytilida; Mytilidae
Product: phosphatidate cytidylyltransferase, photoreceptor-specific-like
Exons: 11
Coding region: 122-1477 (451 amino acids)
Cellular component (GO): endoplasmic reticulum membrane
Molecular function (GO): phosphatidate cytidylyltransferase activity
Source: RefSeq, a predicted model, not a curated record